GGCAGCAUAGGGGGUGGGGGGGAACCGCAGACCGACAGAAAAAGAGAGAGCAGGGGCGAUGGCCGCGGAUGGAGGAUGCGCCGGGGACACGGUGGAUCAGUACCGAGCCGAGGUGGAGAGGCUGACCCAGGAACUGGCAGAGGCCAACCGGGAGAAGAUCAGGGCUGCGGAGUGCGGGCUGGUGGUCCUGGAGGAGAACCAGGCUCUGAAGCACAAGUAUGCCGAGCUGGAGAGCGAGCAGGAGACUCUGAGGAAGGAGUUGGAGCAGUUACAGGAGGCGUUUGGCCAGGCUUACACUAACCAGCGUAAGGUGGCAGAGGAUGGGGAGUCCAAUGAGGAGUCGCUGCUGCAGGAAUCGGCUUCGAAGGAGGCCUACUACAUGGGCCGCCUGCUGGACCUGCAGACGGAGCUGACACUAAGCCGGUCGGUGGCUUCCAACUCCCAGUCGGAGAGCGAACGACUCAGUGGACUGGUACAGGAGUUACGAGAGAGCAAUGAGAUGCUGGAGCUGCAGAGGAGCAGGAUGAGGGAAGAAAUCAAAGAGUACAAGUUCAGAGAGACCAGGCUGCUUCAGGAUUACACCGAACUAGAGGAGGAGAACAUCACUCUGCAGAAACUGGUGUCGACGCUCAAGCAGAGCCAGGUGGAGUAUGAGGGGCUGAAACAUGAAAUUAAAGUACUGGAGGAGGAGACAGUCCUUCUAAACAGCCAGCUGGAAGACGCUUUACGCUUGAAGGAAAUCUCUGAGGGUCAACUGGAAGAGGCCCUGGAUGCCCUGAAGAGUGAACGUGAACAGAAGAACAAUCUGAGGAAGGAGCUGGCCCACCACCUCAGCCUCAGUGACAGUGUCUACGGAGCAGGGGCCCAUCUGGCGCUCACCGUCACUGGUGUCGAGGGCCUCAAGUUCCCAGACGAAGCCAACGGAACCAAUGGCACCAACGGCACCGCAAUCCCACCUGCCAAUGGAAACACAGAGGACAGCAACCGACGCAACGGCCACCUCCACGGAGGUACGGGGCUGGCUAAGAUGAACGGAGACUACCGGCCGGGGCGUAAAGGAGAUGGGCUUCACCCGGUGCCGGAUCUAUUCAGUGAACUCAACCUGUCGGAGAUGCAGAAGCUCAAACAGCAGCUGCUACAGGUGGAGCGUGAGAAGGCGUCCCUCCUGUUGAACCUUCAGGAGUCACAGACCCAGCUGCAGCACACGCAGGGCGCGCUGACCGAGCAGAGUGAGCGCGUCCAUCGCCUCACGGAGCACGUCAACGCCAUGAAGCAUCUCAAUGGAGACAAAGAGCUCGAAGACCCGCAAGAAAGUGAGAAGCCUGAUGGUGGUUUGAUGUCACCGCCCGCCAAUGGCCAUCAUGAUCCUGAUAUCCAUGGUUUUGAGAUCUUGGAGUGUAAAUAUAAAGUGGCGGUGACCGAGGUGAUUGACCUGAAAGCAGAGCUGAAGGCCCUGAAGGAGAAGUACAACCAGACAGUGGAGGGACAGGCAGACAACCACAGUGACGACAGGCUCCAAGCACUCAGUGAACAGGUGACUCAUUUGGACCGCAGCUGUCGUGAGGGCCGGGAGAGGAUCGCAAGCUUGGAGGCAGAGCUCCGAGCAUCCUCGAGCACAGCCACAGAGAGCCAGGGCAUGUUGAACACAGCGCAGGAUGAGCUGGUAACCUUCAGUGAGGAGCUGGCACAGCUUUACCACCACGUCUGCCUGUGCAACAAUGAGACACCAAAUCGAGUCAUGCUAGACUACUACCGGCAGAGCCGUGUCACACGAAGCGGGAGCCUAAAAGGCUCAGACGACCCCCGGGCUUUACUCUCACCUCGCCUGGCGCGACGCCUCGCUGCAGCCUCUGCGGCGUGCUCCAACGAGUCCCCACGCAGCCCCAUGGACUCUCCAUCCAAAGACACCAAUCACAGCGAGACAACAACCAACAGCGGUGACUCUCCUAGUUGUCACGGCAGCCCCACCCGCAACCCCACUGGCUCCCCAGUCAUCAGCAUCUCUCCCUCCCCAUCUCCGGUGCCCUCAGAGGCAGGUGGCGACCUACGAAAGGAGCCCAUGAACAUCUACAACCUGAACGCCAUCAUCAGAGACCAGAUCAAACACCUCCAGAGGGCUGUGGAUCGCUCUCUGCAGCUGUCGAGGCAGAGGGCUGCAGCCAGGGAACUGGCACCGAUGCUUGACAAGGACAAAGAGUCCUGCAUGGAGGAGAUCCUCAAGUUGAAGUCUCUGCUGAGCACCAAGAGAGAGCAGAUAGCCACGCUCAGGCUGGUGCUCAAGGCCAAUAAACAGACUGCAGAGGUUGCGUUGGCGAAUUUGAAAAGCAAAUAUGAGAAUGAAAAGGCGAUGGUAACUGAGACCAUGAUGAAGCUAAGGAACGAACUAAAGGCUUUGAAAGAAGACGCUGCCACCUUCUCGUCUCUCAGGGCGAUGUUUGCAACAAGAUGUGAUGAGUACGUCACCCAGCUGGAUGAGAUGCAGAGGCAGCUGGCAGCAGCAGAAGAUGAGAAGAAGACUCUGAAUUCUCUGCUUCGUAUGGCUAUUCAGCAGAAACUGGCCUUGACCCAACGCUUGGAAGAUCUAGAGUUUGACCACGAGCAGACCCACCGAGGCCGCGGCGCUAAAGUGCCCAAGAUAAAGAGCAGCCCUCCCAAAUUUCUUGUAGAUUGUCAGCAGCCUGCUGCCUCAGUACCGUCACUCUCCCCACAACUAAGGCGAGGGAGAGCCUCCCUAGCCCGCAGUCCUAAAUUUGCGGCAGACCUCCAGGACCACCAAGCAGUCGCAGUGGCAGUCUUAUCCAGCAGCAGUAGUCCUCUCUCUCCCUGUGACCCUCGUAACUGCCUGGCCCACCACCCCCAGCCCUUCGGUACCUAACCUCACCUCACCGCUCUGGGUCCAGUCUUUUAGGUGCAGAGACACAAACACUCUAAGCUGGGGUUCUUUCACUUUAACCUCCCCUGACCUGACCCAACCCGACCCGACUCUCC
Messenger RNA from Sphaeramia orbicularis (orbiculate cardinalfish), 2988 nucleotides. It is a transcript of the gene bicd1a, whose product is annotated as bicaudal D homolog 1a. Gene Ontology annotation, cellular component: cytosol; Golgi apparatus. NCBI's taxonomy places the organism in Eukaryota, Metazoa, Chordata, Actinopteri, Kurtiformes, Apogonidae. Bases 59 to 2875 code for a protein of 938 amino acids. The record is from RefSeq and is a predicted model, not a curated record. Gene Ontology annotation, biological process: protein localization to organelle; microtubule anchoring at microtubule organizing center; positive regulation of receptor-mediated endocytosis. The transcript has 10 exons. Gene Ontology annotation, molecular function: cytoskeletal adaptor activity; dynactin binding; dynein complex binding.